AUGGGCGGUGAUACUGGCUUCGAGUCUACCCCUGAUAGCGAGAAGAGCGUUCCCCGGCCCAUUGCCAUCAUUGGGUAUGCCUGCCGGCUGCCGGGGCAGGCUACGUCUCCCAGUGAACUGUGGGAGUUAUGUACUCGAGCUCGCAGUGGCUGGUCCCCCAUUCCCAAAGAUCGAUUUUCCCUUGAUGCGUUCCAUCAUCCCAAUCCCUCAAAAAUUGGCGCAUUCAAUCCGGUGGGAGGCUACUUCUUGGAUGAAGACAUUGCCCGGUUUGAUGCGCCUUUCUUCAAUGUGACCGUCCAAGAGGCGACGUCCAUGGAUCCUCAGCAGCGUCUGCUGUUGGAGUGCUCGUAUGAAGCUUUGGAGAGUGCUGGCAUUCCCAAAGAAAAUCUUGCGCGUCGGAACGUGGGCGUCUUCGCCGGUGGAAAUUUCGCUGAUUACGAGCUUAACAACAUGCGCGAUAUUGAGACCAUCCCUAUGCAUCAAGCUACUGGCUGUGCGCCCUCCCUACAAUCCAACCGCAUCUCAUACUUCUUCGAUCUACAAGGGCCCAGUAUCACAGUGGACACAGCUUGCUCUUCAUCUCUUGUGGCGCUUCAUUAUGCAGUACAGAGCCUGCGAAGUGGAGAGUCAAAGGAAGCUCUGGUUGCCGGAUGUCGCCUCAAUGUGGUUCCAGAUCUUUUCGUUUCUAUGUCUAUGUCACAACUAUUUAAUGACGAAGGUAAAACUUACUCCUUCGAUGAGAGAGCCACCUCCGGAUUUGCACGUGGUGAAGGUGCCGGUGUCGUUAUCCUCAAACCCCUUGAUGCAGCAAUGCGUGACCGCGACCCCAUUCGAGCAGUUAUUGCAAACUCUGGAGUCAAUCAAGACGGGCGAACAAAGGGGAUUACGUUACCCAAUGGUGAAGCUCAGGAGGAUCUGAUUCGACGUGUCUAUCAAGACGCCAACUUGAACCCGGAGGAAUGCGGCUUUGCUGAGAUGCACGGAACCGGAACAAAGGCUGGCGAUCCAAUUGAAGCUGCAGCAAUUUAUGCAGCUCUUGGAAAGGGACGAACUCCAAGAAACCCACUCUAUAUUGGAUCCGUCAAAUCCAAUAUCGGACACUUGGAGGGUGCAAGUGGUAUCGCUGCCAUUAUAAAGGGCGCGAUGAUGCUUGAUAGAGAUCUCAUGCUUCCAAAUGCCGAGUUCCGCAAGCCAAAUCCUAAUAUUCCCAUGGAUGAGUGGAAUAUGAAAGUUUUAACCACCACCCGGCCCUGGCCUUCUCGCAAGAAGUACUUGAGUGUUUCCAAUUACGGCUUCGGAGGAACGAAUGCUCACGUCGUUCUUGAGAAAGCACCUUUGGAAUCCAAAGCGCCAACGGAAGCAGUCGAAGAUUUUGAGGUGGACCCUAAGCGCAAGCUGUUCCUGGUCUCUGCGAACGACAAAGAGUCCCUACGCCAUAGGAUCAAAGACUUCGGGAUUUACUUUGAGCAGCACCCUGAAGUCUUUGAGAAAGCUCUCUUCGGCAAUUUCGCUUACACUCUUGGCAACAAGAUGUCCCAGCUUUCCUACCGCGUGGGAGUCUCAGCAACGUCACUGGAUGAGCUUGGAAUGCGGCUUGCUCAGCUGAAGAUUAAUCCAUUUUUGGUCCUCGGUACCCCAAUCUUGUCUUUUGUCUUCACCGGUCAAGGAGCACAAUGGGCACAGAUGGGUAUUCCACUCAUGCAUGAAUACCCUGUCUUUGCAUCUGCCAUCAUACGAGCCGAUGAAUGCCUUCGCGACCUUGGAGCGGAGUUCUCUCUACUCGGAGAGUUAGAGAAAGACAAUGCUACUUCCCAAAUUAACUCUCCGCAUCUGAGCCAGCCCGCUUGCACUGUGCUUCAAAUCGCACUUGUCGAUCUCUUGCGGUCUUGGGAUAUCCGGCCUUCUUCGGUGGUUGGUCACAGCUCUGGAGAGAUCAGUGCAGCCUAUGCCGCAGGAAUCUAUGAUUUGGAAGCAGCCGUUGCUCUGGCAUAUCGCCGAGGACAAAUGACGUCCCUGCUCAAGGACAGGUUCCCGACCUUGAAGGGUACUAUGAUUGCCAUCGGUGCUAGUCGCGAUGAUGUCCAGCCCGUGUUGAAAACACUUUCUGGAUAUGCCACUGUCGCUUGCGUGAACAGUCCUUCAAGUGUUACCGUCUCGGGAGAUGUGCAAGCCAUUGAUGACCUUGAACAGAUUUUGCAAGACAAGCAGAUCUUUAACCGGCGACUGAAGAUUGACGUCGCUUAUCAUUCUGAUCAUAUGAAGAAUGUUGCCGACUCAUACUUUACUGCUAUUCAGAAUAUCCAGCCUUCUGCAUCUUCUACAUCUGCAUUCUACUCUUCGGUCUUUGGUCGUCUCGCAGAGCCCUCUGAGCUCGGCCCGGCAUAUUGGGUUGCAAACCUGACCUCGCCAGUUUUGUUCCCCGAUGCUCUUGCCAAGAUAGUCUCGAUUGAUGAGACACGACCAAAUCUCCUGGUUGAGAUUGGCCCACACUCAGCUCUCAAGGGUCCUAUCAUGGAUACCUUGAAGAGCCUGGGUCCAAUUGCGUCAAAGAUCGGAUACACUCCCACCAUUCUCCGUAACGCGGACGCAGCUGAGUCAAUCCUCGAUACCGCUGGUGCUGCCUACAUGCGAGGUGUCAAUCUCAAUAUGACUGAGCUCAACUUCCCCAAGACUGGUGCUGUAAAUCGUUGGUUCCUGACCAAUUUGCCUCGCUACCCCUGGCAACAUGGUACCCGGUACUGGCAUGAUGCACGCAUUUCCCAAAAGCACAUCACAAGAGAUCGUGCCAGAAAUGAUAUUCUGGGCUUGUUGGCAAACUAUUCGAAUGACUUGGAGCCGACGUGGCGCAACAUUCUGCGCUUGGAUGAUAUUCCCUGGCUCCGGGAUCACCGAAUGCAGGGGAUUCCUGUCUUCCCCCUGGCUGGCUAUCUGGUCAUGGCCAUCGAAGCUGCCCGGCGCGGUGCAGAGCAACAUGAUAUCCUAUUCACUCACUUUGAGCUUCGAGAGGUGAUCGUUGGCUCUGCACUUUGUCUUGGCGAUGAUACAGACGCCGAACUCACCAUCACCCUUCGACCAUACACCGAAGGUACCCGUGGAGCCUCUGAUACCUGGAGUGAAUUCCGCGUGUGUUCUUGGAACUCAAAGAGAGCGUGGACUGAGCAUUGCACAGGUCUCAUUCGAACCUGUACGGCCCAGAAGCCACAAGCCGCAGCCAUUGGCAACUGUUCUCAUGCCCAAACUCGCUUCGUGGAGAAUCAAAUUGUCAAGGUCAAGGAAUCAGCUGUGAACCACACCGAUAUGCCUCACAUGUACCAAGCCCUCAGUGAUCUCGGUGCUGGAUACGGUCCUACCUUCCAGGAUCUUGAAAACUGCUAUGCCAGUGCCUGUUCCUCAUUGGCCGAUUUGGUUGUGCCUGACACGCGCAGCGUCAUGCCAAAGAAUUACGAGUCUCCUCUGACUGUUCAUCCGUCGUUCCUAGAUGCGCUGCUCCAUCUUGUUUGGCCGAUCCUUGGACAGGGUCAGGGUCGCAUGGAACUUGACACUUUGUACAUGCCAACUAUGAUUAAACAGCUUAGUGUUAGUCGCAAUCUCCCGACCACGGCUGGUGAAUAUGUCAAAGCCUACUGCAAUGGAAGUCCCAGUCUGCCAAAGCCUGAGCCGACUCGGUUUGACUUGUUUGCUACGCACGAGGGCUCGACAGAGCCAUUGAUCACCAUGGAGGGGCUUGUUAUGACUCCACUCAGAGACACCAAUACUCAUCGUGAGGUUGUGCGCAAGGUGUGCUACAAGAUUGACUGGCACUCGUUGGCUGAGAUCAAAAAUGCCAAGGAUGAGACCGAAGAAUCCGAUAGUGAAGUAGUUCCAAAUGGCAAUGGUCAUGUCAAUGGGGCAAAUAUCACAAACGGACAAACAAAAUUGACAGAGCCUGUGCAUUCAAACGGCGAUAUUGCUAAGCGACGUGAGGUCUUCGUUAGCCACUUCGGCAAGUCUGAUGACACCGCCGAUAAACUGAGCAAUAUGCUGUCCAAGACUGCGGGCUGGGAAGUUUCUGUGAAAGUUCUUGGUGAAACGGAUUUCGCCGAGAAGCAUCUUGUCCUGCUGCAGACUGGAACCAGCUCUCUCAGACACCUCACCGAAGAUGUGUUCGAGAAUCUCAAGAACGCCCUCCUGAAUGCUCGCUCCGUGCUUUGGGUCUAUCAAACAGGCUCUCCUGAUGCACAAAUGACAGUUGGUCUGACUCGUACCCUGCGCUCGGAGACUCUAUCCAAGAUUGCCACUCUUGGUAUCGAGCCUGAAGACCUCAAACCCCCUGAGGGCCCCAUUCUAGCAGCCAUUGAUUCUCUAUGGCCCACAGAUGGUAUCGAGCCUGUUGCAGACUUUGAGUUUAAGGCCAAGGGAUCAGAACUGUUCGUUCAGCGUAUAGUUGAAGACGAUGCUGCCAAUGCAUUUGUUCACAAUGAGACCCACGAUAUGACAAUUUCAGCUCAACCCUUCAUCCAACCUGGAAGACGAUUCAAGAUCCAAGUCGGCAGCCUGGGUGCACUAGACUCUCUCUACUGGGUGGAUGACAGCCCACCCCCAUUAGGUGAAAAUCAGAUUGAGCUUGAAGUCAAAGCAACCGGUCUGAACUUCAAGGACAUUGUUGUCACCAUGGGCCAGCUCUCACAGCCUUACAUCGGAAUCGAAUGCAGCGGCGUCAUAUCUAGCGUUGGUUCAAAUGUGAAGAACGUCAAAGUUGGCCAGAGAGUUAUGGCAUUGCCUGAAGGUGCUUUCUCGACCUAUGCACGGUGCCCUGCUACUAGCGUUGCGGAAAUCCCGGACACCAUGUCCUUCGAAGUCGCGGCUACAAUCCCAGUCGUGUUCUGUACUGCAUACUACUCGUUGUUUGACCUGGGUCAGCUGCAAUCAAGUGAAUGUAUCCUGAUCCACGCCGGUGCCGGUGGUGUUGGUCAAGCGGCAAUUAUGAUUGCUCAAAUGAUUGGUGCCGACAUCUUCGUUACCGUCGGUAGUCUUGAUAAGAAGCAAUUCUUGAUGACUCAAUAUGGAAUCCCCGAAAAUCGCAUCUUCUACAGCCGAGAUACAUCCUUUGCUCGUGGAAUCCAGAGAGCAACUGGCGGUACGGGUGUGGACGUUGUCAUCAAUUCCCUUGCCGGCGAUCUCCUUCGCGAGACUUGGGAAUGCCUCGCACCAUUUGGUCGGUUUAUCGAGAUUGGUAAAGCGGAUAUUACGAAGAACACUCGACUUGAUAUGCUGCCAUUUGAAAAUAACGUCACUUUUGCCUCAGUCGAUCUUACCAAGGUUGCCAAAUUCAGGCCACAGUUGAUGAAGCGCCUUAUGGGUGAUAUUUGUCGGCUGGUGCGCGAGAAAUCGGUUCACCCAAUCCUCCCGCUUUCGACUUAUCCGAUUUCCGAUAUUGAGAAGGCUUUCCGUGCUCUGCAGACUGGUAAGAGUAUGGGCAAGAUUGUUGUUGUCCCUCGGGAUGUUGAUCUUGUCAAGGCUGUCACACCAAAGACUAGUUCCAAUCUUCUAUGCUCUAAUGCAUCGUACAUCUUGAUUGGUGGUACGGGCGGCCUAGGUAGAAGCAUGGCCAAGUGGAUGGCCACCAAGGGCGCAAAAAGCAUUGUCCUUGUAUCCCGCCGUGCAGCUAUUAACGAAAAGGUGCAGUCUCUAAUUGAUAGCCUGGCUCCUCUGGGUGUACGGAUCAUCGUCAAGGCUUGCGAUGUCAGCAAUCCAGAGUCUGUCGAGGCUCUCGUCAAGGAAGAGAUGAAAGAUCUUCCCCCCGUGCGAGGUGUAAUUCAGGGUGCGAUGGUCCUACGUGACAUGCUAUUCGAGAACAUGUCCCUGGACGACUUUACAGCGGUAGUUUCCAGCAAGGUAGAAGGAACGUGGAAUCUCCACAACACUCUAAUCGACUCUCCGCUCGAUUUCUUCAUCGCACUUUCAUCUGUGGCCGGCAUAGUCGGUAACCGCGGACAGGCCGCAUACUCCGCAGCAAACGUCUUCCUAGAUGGGUUCAUGGAAUACCGCCAAUCCCUCGGUCUACCAGGAACAUCAAUUGAUCUCGCCGCAGUCAGCGAUGUUGGCUACCUAGCAGACAGUAAUUCUCAACGGCGUCAGGAGGUCCUGAAAAACAUCGGCAGCCAGACCAUUGAUGAAUCCGAGGUCCUGGCACUCAUUGCGGCAGCCUUAACAGGCGAUCUAAACCAGUCCUGCGUCGGGCAGUGCAUCACAGGACUGGCAUUGGACUCCCUGGAUAAUAACUUCUGGAUCCAGGAUGCCAAGUUUAGCGUGCUUUACGAAGCCGCUAAGGGCCAGUCUGGGAGCAGCUCCCAGCGGGAUGGGCCGUCUGUCCCACUGCAGGUAACUCUGCAGGCUGCGUCUUCUCACGAGGAGGCUUUGCUUAUGUGCUAUGAAGCGCUGGCCGCUAAAUUGGCGCAGGUACUUGUCAUCUCCUCGGAGGAUAUGGAUCCUUCGAUUACCGUGGCUUCGUUGGGUCUUGAUUCGCUGGUGGCGAUUGAGAUUCGGAACUGGAUUGCUCGUGAGGCCAAUGCUAACGUGCAAGUCCUGGAGCUCUUGUCUAGUGGGACCUUGAUGGCCUUGGCGGAGAUUAUUUUGAAUAAGUCUCAGGCUUAUACCUCUUCUUGA
This is a messenger RNA of Penicillium antarcticum, 6645 nucleotides long. RefSeq names its product type I polyketide synthase. The transcript is spliced from 5 exons. The record is from RefSeq and is a predicted model, not a curated record. NCBI's taxonomy places the organism in Eukaryota, Fungi, Ascomycota, Eurotiomycetes, Eurotiales, Aspergillaceae. Gene Ontology annotation, biological process: fatty acid biosynthetic process; secondary metabolite biosynthetic process. Gene Ontology annotation, molecular function: fatty acid synthase activity; oxidoreductase activity; phosphopantetheine binding. Bases 1 to 6645 code for a protein of 2214 amino acids.